Molecule: messenger RNA, 756 nt
Organism: Dentiscutata erythropus
Lineage: Eukaryota; Fungi; Glomeromycota; Glomeromycetes; Diversisporales; Gigasporaceae
Source: the annotation of a GenBank genome assembly
AUGUCAAAUAUGCAUGGUGCUGUUAAAAUCAUAUUGAAAGCUUCGUUAAAAUGGAUGCCUAUAUUCGGAUGGUACGUAUCAAUAUAUGAGGGGAUGCAAUUCUUCGACUUUAUUUUUCUUAAAAGAAACUGGGCGUCUGACAAAGAUAAUUUGACCAAAAAACUGAACGAAGUCGCUGAUUCCGAUGAUCCGAUGUGGUUACUUAUAUUUCCAGAAGGAACGUUAGUAUCGAAAGAAACGCGAGGAUGGUCUCAAUCAUAUGCAGCUAAAAUCGGUGUGGACGAUAAUGUACACUGUUUACUACCACAUGCUACGGGAUUACAUUUCUGCUCACAAACACUUAGAAAAUCAGUUCAUUAUAUUUACGAUCUAACAAUUGGAUUUGAAGGAGUUUCAAGAGGAACAUAUCCCGAGGAAAUGUAUAAUCUUAAAGGGAUUUACUUUCAGGGAAUAUUUCCCACUGGUGUACAUAUGCAUAUUCGUCGUUAUGCAAUAUCAGAAAUCCCUGAUGACAAAGAUAAAUUCACAGAAUGGCUUAGACAACGAUGGAUAGAAAAAGACAAGUUAAUGGAAAUAUUUUAUGCUCAAGGACGAUUUCCGACUGUUGAAUCACCAAGACGUCUGCCCAUUAGGCUGAGAAGUAUUAAUGAAAUAGCAUACAUUUGGUAUUUUGUAAUCCCAUUUGUUUGGCUAGUUUGGAAUUUUUCCGGUCUCAUGAUUGAGAAUUUUAAUAAAGCAGUAAUUCAUAUUUUGUGA